UAGACGUUAUAUUCAGCUUUAUCCAACAAACGGUAGCUCUGAACACUUCCUUGAACAUUUACUUACAGGGGAUUCUAAACAAGACGGAAAAUGACAGCUUCAGACAGAGUAGUCCUAGCUCUCGGGGGAGCAGGUACAGUUGGAUCGGGAAUUGUUAAAGCCUUACUUGAAAAAGGAUUUCGUGUUGCUGUGAUCUCUCGUGAUGGAAACAGACUUGAAAAACUGAAGAACUUUGUCUCAGCUUCUACCAGAGAUAACCUUUACACACUAGUGGGAAAUGUUGGUACUGAAGAAGGCGCUGAAGCUGCUAAAGCUAGUCUCCUGAAAAGUGUAGGAAAGGUGACAGACAUUGUAUCAUCAUUGGGCUUCAGCUGGUGGCAGGGUGGACCACCUCAUACUCAGACUCUCAAAGAGCUGAACCAUGUCUUGGAAACUCUUCUCCUAUGCACAUUUACAUCCUGGAAAGCCUUUUUCCCACUUGUGAAAGAUAACCCAAAUGGAACAUACACAUUCAUAACUGGGGGUGCAGGUGAGCGAUUGCUUAUGCCUGGGACUGGAUUUCUCACAUUGGGAGCAGCAGGCAGUUUAGCUUUCUGCCAGGUCGUGAGGAGCGAAUACCCUGAUAUACCCUGCAAAGUGAAUGAGAUCAAGAUAAACAUGGGAGUGGCCAUGCCAGAAAGGAUGGGCCCAGGGUACAUCAGCCAUCUGGAUGUUGGAGAGGCUGUCGCUUCAGUGGUGGAGCGGAGGAACAGUUCCCACAAAGUGUUCUGUGUUAGCUCUCCUGCUGACCUCAAAACAAUCAUUCUGGAAGGAAAAGUCUAAAGAUUCCAUGGAAGACUAUGCCUUGAAGAACAAGUAGUAAAAGCACUUAUGUAAACACAUACACCUUACCUUUUAGAGCAGUUAGAAUAGAACUGUAGUGAGCAACAGUAAUCUUCAGCAUUACUAGAUGACCCGCUAUACAGUAUGUUCACCUUCUGUAUCAACUUUUAGUCGCAUUUUACUUUAAUAUACACAUACCUGGUCUAGUUGGAAGGGUACAUGUUUAUUCAUUAGAUGCAAUUUAGAAUGAGAUGCUUACCUGAACUCUCAGAGCUAAUGGCCAAAUAAGGGGUGGUCUGAAAAUUUCAGUGGAAGUGAUUAUUUAAUGUAAGCCCAAAAUACGGUCAAAACCACAAAGACUGAAAAAUGGUUGACAGUAUCUUGAUUUUGUAGGAAGCUGCUGUCUGCUGUAAGAUACUAGAUAUUUAAACAAAUUAAUAAAUGAUACGGCCUUCUAAACAAAUAAGACCAAGAUGGUCUAAAGAAGAACGUUUCA
Messenger RNA from Polypterus senegalus (gray bichir), 1318 nucleotides. RefSeq lists its product as uncharacterized. The record is from RefSeq and is a predicted model, not a curated record. Gene Ontology annotation, cellular component: mitochondrion. Lineage: Eukaryota; Metazoa; Chordata; Cladistia; Polypteriformes; Polypteridae. Gene Ontology annotation, molecular function: 2,4-dienoyl-CoA reductase (NADPH) activity. Gene Ontology annotation, biological process: fatty acid beta-oxidation. Bases 91 to 822 code for a protein of 243 amino acids. The transcript is spliced from 6 exons.